This is a messenger RNA of Rhodotorula toruloides NP11, 2916 nucleotides long. Its product is annotated as tyrosine-protein phosphatase. Bases 1 to 2916 code for a protein of 971 amino acids. Gene Ontology annotation, biological process: protein dephosphorylation; negative regulation of MAPK cascade. The transcript is spliced from 2 exons. Gene Ontology annotation, cellular component: cytoplasm. NCBI's taxonomy places the organism in Eukaryota, Fungi, Basidiomycota, Microbotryomycetes, Sporidiobolales, Sporidiobolaceae. Gene Ontology annotation, molecular function: protein tyrosine/threonine phosphatase activity; MAP kinase tyrosine/serine/threonine phosphatase activity. The record is from RefSeq and is a predicted model, not a curated record.
AUGCAGCUCGACACGAGCUUCACGCGGAGCCUUCGAGCGGCACUUGACGCUUCGCCAGUAUCGCCAGCAUCACUAGCGGCGGGCGGCACGGUAGCCGAGGCGAAGACGGACGUCCUCCCUCACCUUCCGACGCCGCGGCGCAGUCCUCCACGACUGAACCUCCAGGCGGUGUCGCCAUUGUCGACAGCGAGUCAGGCGGAAGUAUCUGGACCAGCACUGUACAUCCAGCCUGCCUCGCCAGCCGCCUCGAUUUCUGCGGCCCUCUCUACCAGUCCAACCUCUCCCGACCCUAUCCCUGUCCCGUCGACUUCCACGAUCUCGUCCUCGCCUCCGUCGUAUACGCCAUCCUUUCAACCACUUCCUCCACCGACUGCUUCUGCAGGGGGGUUGGCAGCUCGUCGAGCGGCGCGGCUGGGCAAGAAGCGUCUCUCCCUCGUCGUCCCGCCUAAUCCGCAUUCGUCGCUUCCUACCGCAUCUGGCGCACCCCCACAACUCUUGUCGCCUCUCACGCCCUCCUACCUUCACCCAUCCGACAAUCUCGAUGCAGAGACUCGCUCCCUGCCUCCCUCGCCGGUCUCCCUCACCACCUUUAUCGGUCCGGAAGGAUCCGAAGCGCCAGACCGUACUAUCGGUCGACUGAUGUUCAAGCAGCAGGCGGACGAGAUGCGUGAGCAGAUGCGAGGUGGACGCGGGAUGAAGCGGCGAACGUCUAUUCCGCGGCUGAACCUCGUCAAGAGCGGUGCGGCUCUCGCUCAGCCUGCGAAUCUCGACAACCUGGCGCCGGCGAGCAGCGAUGUCGGUACGACCUCCGCCGUCUCGGCCGUUCAGCUCAUUCGGGCGAACGGGGUCGAGCGAGAAGGCGGCGACGACACGCUGGAGGAGUUCCCGUACGCUUUCGGGCCGCGCGAAAUCCUCCCAGGCGUCUUCCUCGGCAGUGAGCAGAAUGCGAAGGACCCUGCGGUGUUGCGGGACUGGAAGAUCGGGUUCGUCCUGAACGUCGCGAAGGAGGUCGACUGCCCUUGGACGGCCGAGUCGAGCGAUGAGGAGGUCGACCCCGAAAUUGAGCAAAUGGCAAACAUGCGCUUGGACGAGGUCCAGGACGCCACGCCGGUCGCCAAGCCGACACCUCGACCGCCUCCGCCUCGACCGUCCGGAUCCAAGCAUCGACGCACCAAGACGCAAGCUGUCAUCCCGUCCACCGGUGUCUCCCCGACGCCGCCAAACGAGCCUUCUCCAUCACGCAUCCCCGUCCGCCCAGCCUUCAUCCGCCCUACAGCCUCCACGCCAAACUUGCACGCCUCCUUCCAGCCGCUCUCGCCCCCUCCCGUCCCUCCCAUUCCAAGUCCCGUCGUUUCUCCCAUGCCGACGCCUACAAACGAACCCGAUGUACCGCAACGCAGUCUCUCGACAUCUCCGCCUCAUUCGCGCCGCCCGACACCACGUCCCGUACCCAUCCGAGCGCAUACGCAUCCGCGUACAACAACACGCUCAGUCGACGCCGUUCGCUUCCCUCCGAACCGUCGCUCGGGUCGGCCCGAACUCGAGUACCUCUGGCUGAAGUGGGGUCACGAUGAGGCGGAUCUAGUGGAAGCCCAGAAGUUCCAGGCGGCUUUCGACUUUCUUGACGAGGCGCGGGAACGCGGCGAACGCACCUUGGUGCACUGCCAGUGCGGUGUGAGCAGGAGUGCGACCGUUAUGAUCGCUUACUGCAUGCGCGAGGCGGCGAAGGCGCUCGAGGAGGGACGGGACGCGAAGGAGCUCGCAGGGUGCACCGGCAUGCACGACACCUACUCGUUCGUCAAGGAGAAGAGCGAAUGGGUCGGCCCAAAUCUCUCGCUCGUCUUCCAGCUCGUCGCCUACGAGCGGACCUUGCGAGGCGAUCACGGCGGGGAAGACGACGCCUUCGCGCAGUCGGCAUACCCUCCAGAACCAUCGCAGGAGGACGACCAAGGCUUGCCGCCUCCUACGCCGGCCGACUCCUUCCGUCCUUUCGCCUUUCCGCUGCCUUCGCGUCACCAGUCGUCUUUCCCCAGUCCUCGCACUCCCAUGUCAGAGGGGUCGUUGGCGGACUCGCAGAUGUCGACGCCGGACUUGCACGACCCGCUCAUCUCGCCGACGUUCAGCAUCGGAACGAGGACGUCCUCAGUCACCUCGACACCUCUCUCUGUCGACCGCCUCUUGCCGCCAUCAGUCCGAAUCGUUCGGAGCGACGAUGGUGCCGAGACAGGCGCGCGGCAUCGUCAGAAUGGCGUCCGUGAUCGGCAUAGCUCCCUCGAAACGGUUGUCGCCGACCAGGACGAGGACGAGCAGCGUGCUGAGGGCAAGGCGGAAAGGGGGGCUUUCGUCCUCUCCAUUCCGGCGCUCUCAGCUUUCGCGCCGCAGUAUGCAGAACUUGCGUCGCCUACGGUCGCCAUUCACCCGCAUCAGCAGCGACCUGAGGGUGACGCACUUACGCAGUCCGCGACUCUUCCGCCUCGCUCGUCUUCCCUGAAACCAGCUGGCGCCCCUACCAUCUCGGUCAGUGGCCUUCCUCCCCUUACCGUACCGCCGCCAGCCGCCGGAGACCCAGCUUCCCUCGGCUUUCCUCCAACAUCUCUGCCUCCAUCGCGCCGCGAGUCGCUCAUCACCCUUACCUCGCCUCUGUCCGCCACUUCGACGACAUCUUCGACUACGUCUCUUUCGAGUAGCGGGCUCGCACGCACGAAUUCGGGCAGGCGCUUCGGUGCGGGCCAGACGCCCAGCGAGCGGAAGGCGAGCCACCGCCGCGUCUGUUCCGACACGAUCCGCGUCCCAAGCCCGCAACUCUUCUCGCCGACAAGCUCGACGGGAGCUGGUGCUAGCCCGCUGUCGGUCUCGACGCCGGAGCUCGGUUCGUCGCCUUCGCGGACAAGAUCGACCGAGGAGGAAGACGCCUAA